GGAAAAUGAAUUUCCACCGGGCCGGGCGGCCUCUUCUCCCACCUUGUCGCCCGGGAUCCUGCUCAGCCUCCCGCCCCUCCGGGUUCCACUCGAAUCGAGUCACACUAGCGGAGGCGAAGGAGCUCGGGUCGCCUCCAUGUCUGAGGCUUAUUACCGGGUGGAGUCGGGCGCGCUGGGACUUGAGGAGAACUUUCUCUCCUUGGACGACAUUUUGAUGUCCCACGAGAAGCUGCCAGUCCGCACGGAGACUCCCCUGCCGCGCCUGGGCACCUUCUUCCCGGAGUGGGGCGCCGGAUCCGGGCCGGACCACGCGCUGCCGCAGGGUUCAAAGCUUGAACUCCCCUUGUGGCUGGUAAAAGGACUUUUUGACAACAAGAGACGCAUCCUUUCUGUGGAACUUCCUAAGAUCUACCAAGAGGGUUGGAGGACUGUGUUCAGUGCAGAUGCCAAUGUGGUGGACCUCCACAAAAUGGGACCCCAUUUCUAUGGGUAUGGCUCCCAGCUCCUCCAUUUUGACAGUCCGGAUGCGCUGCCGCAGGUGGGCACCGGCCUCGCGGGUUUGGGGUUCGGGGGACGGCGCCCCACAGGCUGUGACUUCGUCGGGCUCCCUCCAACACAGGUUUCUUUGCUGGAACCGCGAGUUGGUCAGCGUCUUACCCCUUCACGAAUUGAGGUGGGGGCUGAUUCAGCCGAAUACUUCAGGAUCGGGGUUCUCCUCGCCACUGUAAAUAGGUAUUGUAAACCUAUCGGGAAGUUUGGGUGCCGAGGCCAGCGUCCCAUGGGUUCAAAGCUUGAACUCCCCUUGUGGCUGGUAAAAGGACUUUUUGACAACAAGAGACGCAUCCUUUCUGUGGAACUUCCUAAGAUCUACCAAGAGGGUUGGAGGACUGUGUUCAGUGCAGAUGCCAAUGUGGUGGACCUCCACAAAAUGGGACCCCAUUUCUAUGGGUAUGGCUCCCAGCUCCUCCAUUUUGACAGUCCGGAGAAUGCAGAUAUAUCCCAGUCUCUGCUGCGGACAUUUAUUGGACGUUUUCGCCGCAUCAUGGACUCUUCUCAGAACACUUACAAUGAAGACACUUCAGCCCUGGUAGCUAAGUUGGAUGAAAUGGAGAGAGGCUUAUUUCAAACCGGGCAGAAAGGACUGAAUAACUUUCAGUGUUGGGAAAAGGGACAGGCUUCUCAAAUCACACCUUCCAACCUUGUUCAGAAUUAUAAGAAGAGAAAAUUCACCGACAUGGAGGACUGAAGGCCAGAAAAAUAUAGAAUUGCUCUGGGUGGGGCUUAUGCCUCGUGUGUUCUUGAUAAGACCUAGUUGACCUUAUUGAGGACCAAAUUGUGUCACAUCUCAUCAAUUAUAACCUGCAGCAGUCUCAGGAUUUGGGACCAUCUUGUUGGGAUGGGAUGUCCUGAAGCCUCUGGUCCUCUAAUCUUCCAGGACUGUCCUACCCUACUAACCCGCAGCCCAGACCUUUUGACCUAAGAAUGCACAGCCAAAGAGAAAUGCAAGUCUGUCCUAAAUAAGGUCCAAUGCCAUACAUAUUUGCAGUUCGGUUGGGGAUGGUAUUCUUGUAUCGGGGACUUUAGACAGCCUCACAUGUCCAGUGUCACUAGCUUUGUACUUGGAUGGGUACAAAUUGGGUCACCUUUGCCUGUUCACAAAAUGUUCUCUUGAGCUUUUUGCCUCAUCUUCUUCAUACUUGAACAAAGACUAGCACCCUCUGAUGCUGGACUAACUUAGAAAUCUUUCCUGAUGUUCACUGUGGGGAGUUACCCUAAUUUCCAAAAACAGUCACCAAAAAAAAGUGUGGGGGAGGGAAAGGCAAAUGAAUGGCAUGGCAGGAAAGAGAGGACAUUACUUUUGUACUCCAUGAUCAGGGCAUUUUAAACCAGAAUCACAUCACUGCAGUCAGCCUGGAGGGGACAUGGUUAAAUUGAGCUUGUGUUUGUCUCUGCAAUCUUGAGAGCAACUGCAAACAUUCCAUUCUGCUGUGGGAAAGCUGUCAGGGACCCACUUGGAAUUGCAAAGUAGUUAUUAAGGGGUGUUAACCAGCCUUUGUUACAUCUGGAAAUCAGGACUGGAGCCCUGUUUGAGAAACUUAACAUGGUACAUGUUAAAUGGCUAAAAGGCUUGGUUAUAUAUUUUUUUUCUCAGGAAAUUCUGGAACGUUAUUACAUAGAAGGUCCCCGACCAUUUACUGGGAAUCUAUGUAAGCAAGCACAAAACUCUUUUGAGAAGAACAAGGCGGAAGGAAACCCAGGCUGAGUAAGAAAUAGUAUUCCUCAAGAGACUGCUGGACUUUCCAGUGGGCAAUUUUCUCCACACCAUUGCUCCCCUUCCAACACCUUACAACUGACAAAAAUUACCUCUGUUGUUGGAAAUUAUGUUUUCAAAUUGUACAGAUGUCUUGAUGUAAACCUAGAAUGACAGAAAUGCUUUUA
Molecule: messenger RNA, 2439 nt
Organism: Fukomys damarensis (Damara mole-rat)
Lineage: Eukaryota; Metazoa; Chordata; Mammalia; Rodentia; Bathyergidae
Gene: Gins3
Product: GINS complex subunit 3
Exons: 4
Coding region: 137-1246 (369 amino acids)
Biological process (GO): mitotic DNA replication initiation
Cellular component (GO): GINS complex
Source: RefSeq, a predicted model, not a curated record